UUCCUUCUGGAGCAUCAGUGUGCGUUUGAACCUUCUGUAAUAGUUGCAUAUGAGUCCCUCAGUUGUCCUCAGUGUGAAAAGAUGGAUCUCAAAAUCAUACAGUCAUUGUUGGAAAGGGUUCAAAUACACAAAAAUGCUGGAAAACCAAAGAAUUUGUGGGACCUGAAGGAUUUUUCUGAAGAACAGCAGGCAGUUUAACUGUUCAGGACAAACAAGGGACUCAGGAACAACUAUCAGUAAACAAAAAAACACAGCUGUGGAUCAUUCAGGUAACAACACAGUAUUAAGAAUCAAGGGGAUGUCCUUUUGAACGGGGUCACUUUUAUAAAUUCAACUAUUAUUUUCUCUUGUGGACUAUAUGUAAACAUCUUUUAUGUGAAAUAUCUUAUUCAGGUCAGCACUAAAUAAACAAUAACAUGCAUUUUGUAUGAUCCCUCUUAUUUUGGUAAAAUAAUAAACAUUUUGCAGAUUCUGAAAGGGGGAUGUAAACUUUUGACCUCAACUGUAUAUCCUUAUCUAACAAGUAGACACCUAGAUACAUGUCUGUGUUAUCUGACUGGUCUAGGUGUCAUUCCCAUAAAAAUGAAAUCCAAUCAGAAACAGUGUUUUUAUAUGCUCAUUGGUUUAAAAUCAUAAAUCAUUCACUUAUAAACUAUUGACCUUUCACUUAAAAACCUGAAAAAAAUGAAAGACUACAGCUUGAGGCCCCUUGGACUUAGAGGCCCAUGGCACAUGGCCAACAAUCCAUUCGGGCCUGUGGUUAAUCAGUCCUUAAACCAGGUAAUGCAAAUAUCCGGAUGAAAGCUGCUGGAAACUCAUGUCAUGCAUUCAUUUAUAGGUAUUUGAACACCAGCGCUUCGUGGAGGACACAAACAUUUUGUUACAGAUACCUUGAGAAAAUGAAAGUUCAUUGAAAAACCUCCCAGACAAAUCUGUUCAGGCUUUGAUAAUGACAAAAAACAUAUCAGUAUUUAGGAAAACAGUCAAAAACCUUCAGCUAUGAUUUUUUUUGUUACUAAUCUGUAUGAAACUGCUUCUACUGAACACACUACAGUUGGCCCAGACAUGAAGAGUCAUUAGUAAUGGAUUUGUUAAAAGGGAUUUAGAAUUGGAAUGUUUCAGAAAGCAGCAACUCUAUUCAAGCCUUGCUUUGUUUACAAAAAUGAAACAGAAUGCAGUGCUUUAUUUCCAGUUUAGUCUAUUUAAGCUUCAUAGAAAUUGCUGUGGAUUUCAGUGGGAGUGAUUUGUUAUUAAAUACGAAUAUGAAACCCAAAGUCCCCCAAGAACUGCUAUGAACAGAAGCAAAUUUGCUCAAAGGGCAAGAGCAAGCCUCAGUAUAAUUUUUAUACAAAGCCUGGAAUAUCAUUGUUAUGACAUCACAAAUUUGUUAGCUGUUAUGCGCACUCCUGAUAAAUUUCAUCAGCCUACGGUGGUCCUGUGAUGGUCCCUUUCCACUGAUGGACAAGGUAGAGGACGACUGAGUCUUUUCUACUCUACUCAAGUCUUCUACGCAAGUCUUCUCCACCCCUGCUUAUGUGUAAGAAAUAUAAUCCAAUGAGGCGUGAUAUUGUAGGUAAAUAAUCAACAACGGGAGUGGACUUAUAAAAGUAUUGAGUACUGAGCCUUUCACUGUUCACUAAAGAGCUCUUAAACCAUGAUAUAUGACACUGGAUUGCUGUGCACAAUAAGUGACAAAUUAACCUGUGGCCUGAGUCUUGAUUGUAUAGUAAAUAUUCCUAUAUACCUAUUGUUGUAUUAAAAUAUGGAUGCUAGGAAAUGACACAGCAUUAGUGUGUGUGCAUGUGAGCAUUUGUGAUUGAUGUUGAAUCCUUACAACUGACAUCCAAUGCUAUGUGAUUAAUAUAUAUACACCGUUUCUAAAUAUUUCUAAAUAUUAAAUUCAAAAGUGGUGGAGGGUCUGUCAACAGUGUUGGCACGAGCACUGGAGAAUAAGAACAUACUAGGAUGCAAAUAUUAUAUGGUAAUAUAAUCUGGUAUAUGUUUGUGUGCUUUGGAAUGUGCUUCAAGUGCUUUUAAAAUCAUCAAAUGUGUCAUGGAGGGGCAGUAUGCAACAUGAGGGUCUGUGAUUGCUGAGAAAUGAUGAAAGCGUGAAGGGCUUUGGGUGGUUUCAUAAUCCAGUGCUAGAAACGGAGAUACACAAAUAGGUCAGCUGUGAUAAGUACAAGAGUAGUGUAAGGGAAGCGUAGUAACCGUCAAAGAUUUUGAGGGAAAGUAGCACCUGAAUGACAGAAAGACAAAAUUACAAAACAAAGAACAAUUUCUUAUUUCAUCAUGGAAGGAUUGGAUUUUUCUUCGAUGAAGGUGACCAGCCGACCAGAAAUGUUUGAAUUUGAAGGCAUCUCUAUGAUUCAUUAUUUCACUGAUGACUGGGAAAAUGUUCAGAACUUCCAGGCAAGACCAGAUGACAUUCUCAUUGCUACUUACCCCAAAGCAGGCACCACCUGGGUUUCCUACAUCUUGGACCUACUUUAUUUUGGCAAUACAGCACCAGAGCGUCAGACCUCAAUGCCCAUCUACUUGCGAGUGCCUUUCCUAGAGAUGGUUAUUCCUGAGAAGGCUACAGGGGUCGAACUAGCAAAUAAUUUACCCACCACACCAAGACUCAUCAAAACUCAUCUACCUGUUCAACUGGUGCCCAAGUCCUUCUGGGAACAGAACUGCAAGGUUAUCUAUGUAGCUCGCAAUGCCAAAGACAAUGCUGUGUCUUAUUUCCACUUUGAUCGUAUGAAUGAAGUACAACCUGAUCCAGGAGACUGGAACAAUUAUCUACAGAUGUUCAUGGAUGGAAAGACUGUGUUUGGACCUUGGUAUGAUCACGUGUGUGGCUACUGGGAGAAGAAGCAGACAUACUCCAAUCUUCACUACGUGUUCUUUGAGGAUAUGGUGGAGAACACUGAUCGUGAGGUGAAGCAUCUGUGCUCUUUCCUUGGUUUAUCUACACCAACAGAAGAGAGACAGAGAAUUACAAAAAAAGUCCACUUUGAUGUCAUGAAGAAAAACAGGAUGACCAACUACUCCACAGUCUCAGUCAUGGACUUUACCAUCUCACCAUUUAUGCGCAAAGGUAAAGUUGGCGACUGGAAGAAUCAAUUCACUGUGGCUCAGAAUGAGCAGUUUGAUAAACACUACAAACAGAAGAUGAAGAACUCAACUUUACAGUUCCGCACCGAGAUUUAGGGCAUCAUGAGACCUCAGAUUUGUAAUUUACAUGUUGACUCAUUUUAUUCAGAUUAUUUUAUCCAUUCUGCCUACAUUUUAACUUGUGAACUGUGCAUACUGUAAGGCAUAAUAUAAACAAUUAAUUUUGUUAGGAUACUGAUUUAUAUAAAAAUUACUACAAAAUGUACAUUGCUUACUACAAAGCAACACUGUUUCCUAGACUUUCUCACUCUUUAAAUGUCUACAGAGCAUUUCUGUAGUUAAAUAAAUUUUACCAGAUAAAAAGACAUUUAGGUUGUACCUAACUGUGAAUAUGCAAAUAUCAUAUGCAAUGAUUUGAGUUUUUGUCAAGAAUUGUAUUUUGCCCAAUGUAAUUUGAUAUACAGAGUUUAUAAAUUCAAAAUUAGACUUUUGUCACAGGUACAAUCCUUGCAAAUUCAAUGGAAGCCCACAUUUAAUGCACCAACAUGCAAAAUCGAGAUUGCUGUACAAGACAGCAAAAAAUGAGGGGUUUAUAUAAAAGAGGCAACAAGACCCAGAUGUAAAGGUCCAGAGCUGGUAAUGACCAAGCAGUGAUUAUAUAAAAGUUAACUAACUUUGGGCUUUGGCUCUCUCUGGUGGUCAUUCCAGCAUGUGACAUUUUCAUAACCAACAUUUUAGAGACAUAUACACAGAAUUAGAGUGACAAACAAAAAGGGCAUCUCAAAGGGUGGGCGAAAGGGCCAUGUAUUAUUGAAAAAUGCUUUAUUGAGUUAGAGGAGACAAAGUACUCAAAUAAAAUCGUCCUGUAAAUCCUGUAAUAAUAUCGCAUGGUAGUUUUGACAACUCUCUCAAGGGAACGUAGUUAAUGCUCAAAAUGUUUUCAAAUGUUUAUUUGUAUACUAUCAUUUAUGUGUUUGUUUGUUGGUUUAUGUGAUCAUUCAUUAUGUGAAUAAGGACUGAUCUUAUUUUGAUUCGGAGAAAAGAAUGCAGGUUUAUAGUGUAAAGUGUGAAAAGCCUGUUUUGUUUUGAAAUUAUGUAAAGAUAAAGUUCAUUAAAACUGUUUUAUUCAUCAGUGGGCUGAAUAAUUGUGACAAAUGAAAUGGUCUUUUUUAUGCAGCAUCCAGCAUCCCCUUUCCUCACUGGUU
Messenger RNA from Pangasianodon hypophthalmus (striped catfish), 4307 nucleotides. Its product is annotated as cytosolic sulfotransferase 3. The transcript has 8 exons. Gene Ontology annotation, cellular component: cytoplasm. Gene Ontology annotation, biological process: sulfation. The record is from RefSeq and is a predicted model, not a curated record. NCBI's taxonomy places the organism in Eukaryota, Metazoa, Chordata, Actinopteri, Siluriformes, Pangasiidae. The coding region runs from base 2293 to 3198 and encodes 301 amino acids. Gene Ontology annotation, molecular function: sulfotransferase activity.